This is a messenger RNA of Aspergillus oryzae RIB40, 1974 nucleotides long. Its product is annotated as glycoside hydrolase family 95 protein. NCBI's taxonomy places the organism in Eukaryota, Fungi, Ascomycota, Eurotiomycetes, Eurotiales, Aspergillaceae. The coding region runs from base 1 to 1974 and encodes 657 amino acids. The record is from RefSeq and is a predicted model, not a curated record. The transcript has 4 exons. Gene Ontology annotation, molecular function: alpha-L-fucosidase activity. Gene Ontology annotation, biological process: carbohydrate metabolic process.
AUGACGAGCUUUGGGAAGGUGGCCCCUUUGAGGUCAACUAUGACGGAGAUCCUAUCCGAGGUUCGGGACGAGAUCUGGAAGAAAGGAACUGGCAACGAUUCACGGCUGCACGGAGACACAGACGGCUAUGGAUCCUUCCAUUCAUUAGCCAAUCUUACCAUUGCGAUAGAUGGAAUUGACAAAGUGAGCGACUAUACUCGGUCCCUGGAUCUCGGCACCGGUAUUCAUACGACAACCUACUCGACAGGCAAGGGAAAGUAUACUACAGACGUCUACUGUAGCUACCCUGCUCAAGUCUGUAUCUACAAGUUAAACUCCACAGCAACUUUGUCUAAGGUUACUAUUUACUUCGAUCAACUUGUCGAGGAAAGCUCACUUUGGAAUGCCACCUGCGACUCGGACUUCGCUCGUCUCCGAGGUGUCACACAGGAAGGACCUCCGCGUGGAAUGACAUAUGAUACGAUUGCGCGAAGCUCUAUUCCUGGUAGAUGCGACAGUUCAACCGGAAAACUAGCUAUCAACGCCAGAAAUAGCUCGUCUCUGACGAUUGUAAUCGGUGCGGGAACGGACUUCGACGGGACUAAGGGAACUGCGGCGACCGAUUACACUUUCAAGGGGGAGGAUCCAGCAGAAUAUGUCGAGAAAAUCACAUCCUCAGCCUUGUCACAAUCAGAAUCAAAACUGAGGACAGAACACAUUGAGGACUACAGCGGCUUGAUGAGUGCUUUUACCUUGGAUCUGCCAGAUACCCAGGACUCCACCGGCACAGAGCUCUCCACUCUUAUAACCAACUAUAACGCCAACAAGACGGACGGAGAUCCAUACUUGGAGAAGCUCCUUUUCGAUUAUGGUCGCCACUUGUUCAUCUCUUCAUCACGCGCGAACAGUCUCCCCCCAAAUCUUCAGGGGGUAUGGAGUCCCACGAAGAAUGCAGCCUGGAGCGGCGAUUAUCAUGCAAACAUCAACCUCCAAAUGAACCUUUGGGGAGCCGAAGCGACAGGACUAGGCGAACUGACAGUUGCUGUCUUCAAUUACAUGGAACAGAACUGGAUGCCGCGUGGUGCUGAAACCGCCGAACUUCUUUACGGCGGUGCUGGUUGGGUUACUCACGAUGAGAUGAACAUAUUCGGACACACUGGCUCUCUCGUUGUUAACCCUUGUACCUCCCCCGAGCAAGGACCAACCACCUUCGGCUGCACGCACUGGCAACAGCUCAUUCACCAAGUGUACGAGAACGCCAUCCAAGGCGCAGAGAUCGCGGGCGAAACAGACUCCACCCUUCUGAAAGACAUCAAAGACCAACUCCCCCGCCUCGACAAAGGCCUCCACAUCGGCACCUGGGGCCAAAUCAAGGAAUGGAAACUGCCCGACAGCUACGAUUACGAAAAAGAGGGUAACGAGCAUCGCCAUCUCUCUCAUCUCGUUGGCUGGUACCCGGGCUGGUCUCUAUCCUCGUACUUCAACGGUUACAACAACGCUACGAUCCAGUCCGCAGUUAACACCUCCCUUAUCAGCCGUGGCGUGGGCUUAUACACGAACGCCGGAUGGGAGAAAGUAUGGCGGUCCGCCUGCUGGGCUCGUCUCAAUAACACGGAAAAAGCUCACUAUGAACUCCGCUUGACUAUUGACCAGAACAUUGGCCAAAGUGGACUGUCCCUCUAUAGUGGUGGUGAUACUCCGUCUGGUGCCUUCCAGAUCGAUGCUAACUUUGGGUAUCUGGGGGCUGUGUUGAGUAUGUUGGUUGUUGAUAUGCCGCUUGACAGUACCCAUUCCGAGGAUGAUGUUCGGACGGUUGUUCUGGGUCCGGCUAUUCCUGCUGCUUGGGCUGGUGGUAGUGUUAAGGGACUUCGACUUCGCGGUGGUGGAAGUGUUGACUUUUCUUGGGAUAGUGAGGGGUUGGUGGAUAAGGCGAGUGCGACGGGGGUAUCGAGUAAUGUCCGUAUUGUUAAUGUUGAGGGGACUGUGCUUGUUUGA